Molecule: messenger RNA, 621 nt
Organism: Penicillium samsonianum
Lineage: Eukaryota; Fungi; Ascomycota; Eurotiomycetes; Eurotiales; Aspergillaceae
Exons: 2
Coding region: 1-621 (206 amino acids)
Source: RefSeq, a predicted model, not a curated record
AUGUCGGGACGGGCCGAGACACGAACCCCUGAACCGCCCGACCGCAACGAACACGAAAAUUCUCCACCGCGAUUGUUGAGACCGAGACGCUCCACCAGACCGCCUAACAAUUAUGCCCAGGAUCAAGAACUCGAUAUCGAGCAAAGCAACGCGCGUUCCCAACGGAAGAAGAAGACCCAGGGCAAGCCAGUAGCCCAACGUGAAGUGAUAACAUCGGAAUCAUCAACAGAGAGCGAGGACCCGAACGCCUCGGAACUGUUAAAGGAACUCGUCAAACUCAGGAAGGAGACCAGACCUCGAGACGAAUUGCACAAGGAAGAACUUCAGAAAGUCAAAGAAGAAUUUACCGCCGCCCUCGCAGAAUGGUAUGAAGCAGCCGUCCGCAACCAGGCGCGAGUACCAUUUGACUCUAGGAUCGCCUCUCAAUCGAUUAUUAUAAAUCCGAGCCAGCGUCAGGCAUCGUCAGCUUCCAGGCGACUCCCUGCGGAAUCAGACAACAAUGACCGAUCACCACCUCACGGGCUCAGACAAGGCCCGCCGGUGCCCCUGUCAACCGGCCCCGAGCCAGUGCAAUUUUCAGUCCUUGAGGACGCCCAUCAGUCGUUCCUGAGACAGAUUUAA